CUCCGCCUCUCGCUCUCAUGGCCCUCAGCACGCUGGGCUGGCAGCAGCGCGGCAGAGCCGGCCAGCGCCCGGCUAGGGAUCAAGGCUGGGAGCAGGAGGCUGGAAGGUGGCGAUGGAGGCCAUUCGGGGAGCUGUGGGGGGACCCCAGCUGCUGCACUUAGGGGCUGGGGUCAUCACUCUGCUGAUGACGGUUGUGGCCAUCUGCUCCCUGUCCUCGCUGAGGGAUUACUGGAGGCUGUGGUGGGUGAUGAAGCCGAUCCCGGGUGUCAGCCCCUGCCUUCCUGUGCUGGGAAAUGCUCUACUCUUGGAGCGGGAUGGACAAGGUUUUUUUAGACAACUACAAAUUUAUGUUGAACAGUUCAGGAGUUGGCCAUUGUUCAAACUUUGGCUAGGACCGUUACCUAUCACGAUUUUGUAUCACCCUGACAGUGUGGAGGUUAUUCUGAACAGUUCGAAACACAUAGAAAAAUCGUACCUGUACCAUUUCCUGCAUCCAUGGCUGGGCACUGGACUUCUGACGAGCACUGGAGACAAGUGGCGGUCACGGAGGAAGAUGAUAACUCCCACGUUCCACUUUGCAAUCUUAACUGACUUUCUAGAGGUUAUGAAUGAGCAAGGAGGUAUUUUGUUGGAGAAACUUGAGAAGCAUGUUGACAAGGAACCAUUUGAUAUCUUUCUAGACGUUACUCUGUGUGCCCUUGAUAUCAUUUGCGAAACGGCGAUGGGCAGGAAUGUGGGCGCUCAGGAGAAUAAGGAUUCUGAGUACGUUCGUGCUAUUUACAGGAUGAGCGAGCUCAUCCAGCAGCGACAGAAGAGCCCUUGGCUUUGGCCUAAUCUUCUUUAUAUGCUGUUCAAGGAAGGAAGAGAGCAUGAGAGGAACCUCAAGAUCCUUCACAAUUUUACAGAUACAGUCAUUGCAGAAAAAGCUGCAGAACUUGAAAAAACCAAGGAAACGAAGGGCCAUGCCAAUGGCAACUGUGGAGAAAGUGGCUCCAAAAAGAGACGGGCUUUCCUGGACAUGAUGCUGAAUGCAACAGAUGAUGAAGGGAACAAAUUGAGCUACAGGGACAUUCGUGAGGAAGUGGAUACUUUCAUGUUUGAGGGCCAUGAUACAACAGCAGCUGCUAUGAACUGGGUCCUGUACUUACUUGGACACAAUCCUGAAGCCCAGAAGAAGGUUCACAGAGAACUGGAUGAGGUGUUUGGCAACACCGAGCGUCCUGUUACAGUGGAUGAUUUGAAGAAGCUUCAAUACCUUGAAUGUGUUGUGAAAGAAGCCCUUCGGCUCUUCCCUUCAGUUCCACUGUUUGCCCGUACCUUGAGAGAGGAUUGCUGUAUUAGAGGAUAUCAAGUACCUAAAGGCGCAAGUGUUCUUGUCAUAACUUAUGCCCUGCACAGAGAUCCUGAGAUCUUCCCUGACCCGGAUGAGUUCAGGCCUGAGCGAUUCUUGCCUGAAAAUUGUAAGGGAAGGCACCCGUACGCUUAUGUGCCUUUCUCAGCUGGUCCCAGGAACUGCAUUGGUCAGCGCUUUGCACAAAUGGAGGAGAAGACUCUUCUAGCCCUCAUCCUGCGGCGUUUUUGGGUGGAAUCAUGUCAAAAGCUGGAAGAGCUUGGUAUAACUGGAGAACUGAUUCUUCGUCCAAGUAAUGGCAUCUGGGUUAAGCUGAAGAGGAGGCCAAACGCUGGGCCGGAAUGAAAGGAAAUUCAAGAUUUUAUUUUUCCAAAAACUUCCGAGCUAUUUAGGCUGAGAUACGUUUUUAAAUCAGAUAUUUUGAUUGCAGUCCAGCAAUUCAUUGAACCUAAAGUUUUUACUGAUUGUUUCAUUAAAGAAGAUAUUGUAAUAGCCCUAAGUUGCUCUGCUUUUCUAGUACGUGCGAACUUCAUGUUCAUCUUUGAAGUGCAAGUUUUAAACAUCAAAUCUUAGUGCCUUAUGUACUUGGAUGAAACUAUUCUAUUGCAACAGUGCAAAACCCCCUUAAAUUAUGGUAGUAACAACAGUAGUACCUGUGAUGGAGUCAUCUGGUUAUAUUUCAUAGCAUUUGCGAGGUAACUGAUAGUCUCAAAUCUUUGUAUUGUUUUCAGGUUUCUUUGGUUCUGGAAGGUACAAGUGAUCAAUUCUUCCACUUGGCACAAUUUUUAUUUUUUUUUCUGUGUCGGUGAUGACUGCAUCUAUGAAGACAAAGCAAAAAUCUCUGAUAGUUUCACUCCUCCUUUGUGAGCAUUUACAGUAGUUCUUAAGUAGUGGGUGUGGUGAAUUAUUUUUUAGCAAAGUGUACCAUAAGCAUGAAUCUGUAUAAUCAUACCAUCAACUAGAUAGUGCGCAAAUCACACGCAGGAUUUCAUGAUGACAGAAACACUGUAUUGUCGCCAAUAUUGAGAAUAAACUUCUACUGUGCCUCAA
Molecule: messenger RNA, 2401 nt
Organism: Chroicocephalus ridibundus (black-headed gull)
Lineage: Eukaryota; Metazoa; Chordata; Aves; Charadriiformes; Laridae
Product: cytochrome P450 4V2
Exons: 11
Coding region: 113-1696 (527 amino acids)
Molecular function (GO): iron ion binding; oxidoreductase activity, acting on paired donors, with incorporation or reduction of molecular oxygen; monooxygenase activity
Source: RefSeq, a predicted model, not a curated record